This is a messenger RNA of Gavialis gangeticus (Gharial), 6701 nucleotides long. RefSeq names its product mitogen-activated protein kinase 8 interacting protein 3 (gene MAPK8IP3). Gene Ontology annotation, molecular function: MAP kinase scaffold activity; signaling receptor complex adaptor activity; JUN kinase binding. The coding region runs from base 1 to 3834 and encodes 1277 amino acids. The transcript has 33 exons. Gene Ontology annotation, cellular component: cytoplasm. NCBI's taxonomy places the organism in Eukaryota, Metazoa, Chordata, Crocodylia, Gavialidae. Gene Ontology annotation, biological process: vesicle-mediated transport. The record is from RefSeq and is a predicted model, not a curated record.
AUGGCUGGGGAACUGGCUCCGUGUCUUGGGAAGGGAGACAAAAAGUCUUAUGGGGACAAUGCACUGCAUUCCUCAUCCCUGUCUCUUUCUCUGGGUUUUUCACCUGUGCAGAAGUUUAUAGAAUUUGAAGAUGCCCUGGAGCAGGAGAAGAAGGAGCUGCAGAUCCAAGUUGAACACCUUGAGUUUCAGACCCGACAGCUGGAGCUGAAGACCAAAAACUAUGCAGACCAGAUUUCACGGCUGGAGGAACGUGAAUCAGAAAUGAAGAAAGAGUACAAUGCCCUCCAUCAGCGCCACACAGAGAUGAUCCAGACCUAUGUGGAACACAUUGAGCGGUCCAAGAUGCAGCAGGUUGGGGGAAAUAAUCAAACUGAGGGUGGUCUACCUGGGAGGAGUCAUCGCCAGUCAUGGAGGAAAAGCAGGAAGGAGCGUCCUAAUUCUCUGAACGUCUUCCCCCUUGCAGAUGGAAUGGUACGUGGGCAGAUAGGGGCCAAGAUCAUCCCCACAGUGGACCACUGGCACCUGAGUGACCUCGGCCAGCUGCAGUCCAACUCCAGCUACAAGUGCCCACAAGAUGAAAUGUCUGAAUCUGGGCAGUCUUCUGCAGCAGCCACACCAAGCACCACUGGAACAAAGUCCAACACGCCGACUUCAUCUGUGCCCUCAGCUGCUGUCACACCCCUGAAUGAGAGCAUCCAGCCCAUCAGUGACUACAAUGGCACGGGCAAGAACAGUAAGAGGGCGCGGGAGAAACGGAAUAGCCGGAACAUGGAAGUCCAGGUCACCCAGGAGAUGAGAAAUGUCAGCAUAGGAAUGGGCAGCAGCGAUGAAUGGUCUGAUGUUCAGGACAUCAUAGACUCUACUCCAGAGCUGGAUAUGUGUCAGGAUCCCAGACUGGAGCGCACUGGAAACAGCCCAACACAGGGGAUUGUAAACAAAGCUUUUGGCAUCAACACAGACUCUCUGUAUCAUGAGCUUUCCACAGCAGGAUCUGAGGUCAUUGGGGAUGUGGAUGAAGGAGCAGACUUGCUAGGGGAGUUCUCAGUGCGGGAUGAUUUCUUUGGAAUGGGCAAAGAAGUGGGGAAUCUGCUGUUGGAAAACUCACAGCUUCUGGAGACCAAAAAUGCUUUGAAUGUUGUGAAGAAUGAUUUGAUUGCCAAGGUGGACCAGCUGUCUGGAGAGCAGGAAGUGCUGAAGGGGGAGCUUGAAGCAACAAAGCAAGCCAAAGCAAAGAUGGAGAACAGAGUCAAGGAACUAGAGGAGGAACUUAAGAGGGUGAAAUCUGAAGUUAUUGUUGCCCGACGAGAACCCAAAGAAGAGGUGGAGGAUGACAACAUUCCCAUAGCCCAACGUCGCCGCUUCACCCGUGUGGAGAUGGCCCGCGUCCUGAUGGAACGCAAUCAAUACAAAGAGAGGCUGAUGGAGUUACAGGAGGCUGUCAGGUGGACAGAGAUGAUCAGAGCUUCCCGGGAGCACCCAUCUGUCCAGGAGAAGAAGAAAUCUACCAUUUGGCAAUUCUUCAGCCGCCUGUUCAGCUCUUCGUCCAGUCCCCCACCUGCGAAGAGGACUUACCCAUCAGUGAACAUCCAUUAUAAGUCUCCAACAGCAGCUGGGUUUAGUCAGCGUCGCAGCCACACCAUGUGCCAGAUCUCCUCUGGCAGCCGUACCCUUGAGUUCUUCCCUGAAGAAUUGAGAAGUAACACUGUUGCUUCUCUCCUCAGUGACUGUACAUCAUCCGCACGUCGCGAACAGAAACGCGAGCAGUACCGCCAGGUCCGGGAACAUGUGCGGAAUGAUGAUGGUCGCUUACAGGCAUGUGGGUGGAGCCUUCCUGCCAAGUACAAGCAGUUGAGUCCCAAUGGUGGCCAGGAAGACACCCGAAUGAAAAAUGUCCCAGUUCCUGUGUACUGUCGCCCACUGGUAGAAAAGGACCCCACCAUGAAGUUGUGGUGUGCAGCAGGAGUCAACCUGACGGGGUGGAAGCCUUUUGAACAGGAGUCUGGGAAUGGACAGAAGCUGGAACCUGGACGUGAUCCCCUCACUUGUGAUCGGGAAGUGGAAGGAGAAAACAAGAGUAACCACACAUCUCCAGAAAAGAAAAAGGCUAAGGAGUUGUAUGAGAUGGAUGCCACAUCCAGCCGAGUAUGGAUUCUCACAAGUACCCUGUCUACAAGUAAAGUAGUGAUCAUUGAUGCCAAUCAGCCAGGCACGGUGGUGGACCAGUUUACUGUCUGCAAUGCCCAUGUACUCUGCAUUUCCAGCAUCCCUGCGGCCAGUGACAGUGACUACCCCCCAGGUGAGAUCUUUCUGGAGGGUGAUGUGAAUCCAGAAGAGUCAUCUGGAACAGAUGGCGUCCUUGCGGGAAUCACUCUGGUGGGUUGUGCAACCCGGUGCAACGUGCCACGCAGCAACUGUUCUUCCCGGGGUGACACACCUGUACUGGAUAAGGGACAAAGUGAGGUGGCUGCAGUCAGCAAUGGGAAAAUCAAUCAGUCCCAGUCCACAGAAGAGGCAACAGAAGCUACAGAAGUACCAGAGAAUGGUGCAAGUGAAACAGAAUCAGUCCAAGUCCGGCCUGGUCCACUUACAGAACAUGUUUUUACAGAUCCAGCUCCAACUCAGGCACCUGGGAGGCAGAACAGUGAGAAUGGGCAGCAGAAGUCAGAGUCCAGCACAACACUGCCAGAGCAGGAAGCAAACGGUGAUGCUUCUGGAACCUGUACCAGUGCUGCACCCACCAUGUGGCUUGGAGCACAAAAUGGCUGGCUAUAUGUGCACUCAGCAGUCUCCAACUGGAAGAAGUGCCUGCACUCAAUAAAGCUGAAGGACUCUGUGCUGAGCCUGGUGCAUGUGAAAGGACGGGUUCUCGUUGCUCUGGCUGAUGGAACACUAGCCAUAUUCCACCGAGGAGAAGAUGGUCAAUGGGAUCUCAGCAACUAUCACCUGAUGGACCUGGGUCAUACGCACCAUUCUAUCCGCUGUAUGGCUGUUGUGUAUGAUAGAGUCUGGUGCGGCUAUAAGAACAAAGUCCAUGUUAUCCAGCCCAAGACGAUGCAGAUUGAGAAGUCCUUUGAUGCCCACCCACGCCGGGAGAGCCAAGUCCGGCAGCUGGCAUGGAUCGGAGAUGGGGUGUGGGUUUCCAUCCGCCUAGACUCCACGCUGAGACUGUACCAUGCCCACACCCAUCAACACCUUCAGGAUGUGGACAUUGAACCUUAUGUCAGCAAGAUGCUAGGCACUGGAAAGCUGGGCUUCUCGUUUGUGCGGAUCACAGCCCUGCUCAUUGCUGGCAACCGCCUCUGGGUAGGGACAGGGAACGGUGUCGUCAUUUCUAUCCCCUUGACUGAGACUGUAGUCCUCCACCGAGGCCAACUCCUUGGGCUCCGGGCCAAUAAGACAUCCCCAACAUCAGGAGAGGGGAGUCGCUCUGGUGGAGUCAUUCAUGUGUAUGGGGAUGACAGCAGCGACAAGUCUGCCAGCAGCUUCAUCCCCUACUGUUCCAUGGCUCAGGCGCAGCUCUGCUUCCACGGCCACCGGGAUGCUGUCAAGUUCUUUGUCUCUGUGCCUGGCAAUGUUCUUGCAACCCUGAAUGGAAGUGUGUUGGACAGCCCCUCUGAGAACCCCAGCACAGCAGCCACCGAGACCGAGGGGCAGAAGCUGAAGAAUGUCUUGGUGCUGAGUGGAGGAGAGGGGUACAUUGAUUUCCGGAUUGGGGAUGGAGAAGAUGAUGAGACAGAGGAGAACACUGGAGAUGCCACCCAAGUGAAGCCAAUGCUUUCCAAGGCUGAAAGAAGCCACAUUAUUGUGUGGCAAGUCUCCUACAUCCCUGAGUGAGAGUCUCUCCUUUUCUGCCAAUGUAACUCUCCCUCCUCCCGCUGAAUGCCAAGAUGUACAUACAGAACUCCUGCAUUAUAUCUACUGCUGGAAUCGGAACCUCAGACACCUGCAGCAGCUCCUGCAUUGGACUGCGACCCCAUUCUAACCUCUGAACGUGCAGCUUUCAUCUUGGGCCUGUAUGCUCUUUGAGUGCUCAGGUAGUUGUUCUCCUUCCAAUGCUGGUGUCUCCAAGGGAAAAAAAUGGAAGAAAAUCUUCAGAGUGAAGCUGGUGGUCAAGACCUGUGCAAGCACCUCUGAUUUGGAAGGGCUGGCCCAUGUUACCAGGAAGGCUGCUUCACUCCCACCUGCAUGAGAAGCAGUGCAUCUCUCCAACGUGCCCCACUGAAGUGAAGCUGAUGAAUCGCCGCUUGCCAACAGCUCCAAAGAAAUCUUUUCCUGUUCACCACAUGAAAUUCCUAUCCCCUCCUAUCUGUGUAGAUUGUACCCAGGCACAGAAUGUUACCCCAGAUCUAAGGGUAUCCUGUGUGCAGAGAUGGGACCACAAAAGGUUUCUGUUUGGUCGUAGGACAACAGUCCCAUGAAGAAGUGAUACAGUGAAGAAUACUUUCUGUAUAUGGAAAGAUGGAGUCUCCCUCCUUCCUCUACUGAUAUUGUUUGGUCAUUAGGUAACAUGGAGUCUGUGCUGGGCAAUGUGAGACUGGGAAGGACUGUUUGCUUGGUAGGGAAAUAGAAGAAAGGUGUCUGAUGUCAAAGGCCUCUAGCAUUCUGGAAUGCUGUAGCAGUGACUGCGUGCUGAAAUCUCAUUGGUUAGCUGAAGGAAAAGACAGAAAUACUUUUUCCAUAUAAGUUUUGGAAGGGAAAGUUUAAAGACAUGUAGGUUUCCUUAUUUUUACAAGCCUUAAACAUGCAGAGACAAGCUGAUGUUGUUCAAUGGAUGUUGAUUUGUAAAGUGUAGGUGAAGGCAACUUAAGCAGUCCUCUGUGUUGCUGUGCUAUGACUUGUAUGUUAACACAGUGAGGUUUUAUUGAAUGACUUAUGAAGACAACAUCCUGUUUUGGGCAUUGCUGACUUUCUGCAGGGAGAAAUAAGUGUAUUCCUCACCGUGACUGGGAGGAAAGGAUGUUACAGAUGGGGAACCAUGUCUUACCCAAAGUCACGCAGGCAACCUAUGACAGCAGGGAAUGAAUGCAGCUGUCCUGACUCCCCUUGCUGGUGCCCCAAGCACUGGACUGUUUGCAGUUCUGGGUGUGCAGAAAAGAUCAAGUUGUUUCACUACUGGAAUGCAUGAUGGUGCCCAGGAGAGACUUUUAUUGUCCUUCCAUGGAAUUGCAAACAUUAUUUUGUCCUGCAUACAGGAGGAGGAUGCAGUGUUCACUCCAGAAUGCAGAGGUGAGGAGUGACUUUCAUGUGCUUUGUCCAGCAUGUAUCUAACUUCCUGCCUAAGAGGAAGCAAGAAAUAACCUAUCCAGGCAGGCUGUUUGAAACUGGCCAUGCAAGAGCACAACAUUUAUGCUUGGAAGGUGUUUGUGUCCCUUUCUAACAUGCCCCUUUGCUUCUUUGUCUGCCUGCUAGGUGAGGCUAAAUUGAGGCUUUCAGGGAUGUUUUCCUCAUUUCCUACAGCAUAGCCAUAUUGUAUAGAUGCAUCCUAGGGCAAUUUUUGUCUUUCUCUGAUGCAUCUAGCUGUGGGCCCAGUUGGAGAGAAGAUACUAGAGUGGAUGGAACAAUUGUCUUGUAUGCUAUAGUAACUUCUGUGUUGCUGAAACAUGGUGCACAUGGAGCUGUAGCUGGAUGCAUCCUUUGUUUAGCAGCAAUACCUUAGCCCAGACCUUUGCAAACAAGCAUACUACAGAGAAGGCUGGGAGAGAGAGAGAGAGAGUACACAUCAGUCCAUUUGAAGCAGCAGUGACAUACCAGAGAACAGGGGCUUCAGCAUCCUGGUUAGCAGUGAGAGAGAAGUUUGGUGGUGCCACAAAUUGCCUGUGAGCAGUGUUGGAUUACUGAGGAAACAUACUAUGCUUCAAACUGAGGUAGGGAUGAGUUCUGAAUCAUGUCCUGCAGCCAUGUACCAGCUUUGCUGUUUGUGUCUACAGCAUCCUUUCAGUAGCUGUGUGGGCAGCAGAACACCUCCAUGGAAAGGGGUCUCCAGUGGGACAUGUUUGACUGAGGCUUUUCUGAAUGAGCCAGGCUUCUGCUACGCCAUGGCCAUGUUCCAGAAAUGCUGUCUGACAGGAGAAGUCACUGUGGGUAGCAACAGAGCAUGAGGUAGGGAAGGAGGAAGGAAAAAAAAUAGCAAGUUCCAUACAACAGGUACUACCACCAGUUAAUUUGGGCUGACAACAUAAAGUGGAAUUGACAUCGGUUGCUCAUUGAAAUUGGAUGCUCCAUAUGAAAAUUUAUGAAACAUUCUGUAUCUGUUUUUAUCAGUGACCGUACUUGCUCCUCUAUCUCCUACUGAUUGCUCCAAGGCAAAUGGAGAGAAGAGGUCUCAAAUCAUCUCAGCAGGUUCAGUUCCCUUGCAGCUUGAAGCAUGUUUUCCUUGAAGAGAAGCACACAUUUAAAGGGGGGCAGCUAUAGCCACUGCUGCUGUGUUCCUAUCAUCCUUCGGUGGCUACUGGGCAGCAAGGUGAGAGCUGAUUGGCUUACACUUCCCCAUCAUAUCUCCACUGUGAUGUAUGUAAAGUACCUUGUAUGUUAUAAAAGGAUUUAAAAAAAAAGUGUCUUAAGGCCUGUAAACUCCGCUGUUUGGUCUGAAGAUGGCAUUCUGUAAAGAGACUGCUGUAUGAAUACUUUCCCAUGCUUUGUCCCCUCUGCUAUCAAACAAAUGAACCAUAUCUGUUCUGUAUGUAAUAAAUGUGUUAACAUCA